Molecule: messenger RNA, 3373 nt
Organism: Cyclopterus lumpus (lumpfish)
Lineage: Eukaryota; Metazoa; Chordata; Actinopteri; Perciformes; Cyclopteridae
Gene: ighmbp2
Product: immunoglobulin mu DNA binding protein 2
Exons: 16
Coding region: 216-3299 (1027 amino acids)
Molecular function (GO): ATP hydrolysis activity; zinc ion binding; RNA binding
Source: RefSeq, a predicted model, not a curated record
GAGUCGUUAGGCGGCAGUGUAGCCGGAAGGCUGACAGGCUAGUAUCACGAAAGACAAAAAAACACACACACACACACACACACACACUGGUGUUAGCAAGAGACUGUCCAAGUGGUUCCGCGUGAUUAACAGCAGCCUUUAUGUCGUCGGCUCUUUUCUAUUCAGAUAAUCUAGUUAGCUAAUUAGCUAACUGACAUCAUCAUUAACAGUGAGUGAUGGCGGUUGAACAAUUUGUGUCAAAGACACUCGAGCUUCUCCAGGAGGAGAGGGAGGCUGAAAUAGAGGAGACCAGGAUAUGGCAGGAGAACAUCUCUCUCAAAGAUCUUCAAAAUAAAGGAGUUUGCCUGCUGAAAUUGCAGAUAGGAAGUCAGUCCACAGGCCUGUACGGUCGUACAGUCGUCGUCCUUGAGCCAAGAAAGCAUCUUGGUUUCUUAUCUCUGCCAAGCAACAGCUUUGGACCCGGAGACAUAGUUGGGUUGUAUGACACUGGUGGAUGCACCCCAGCCUCACAGAUCGGCACGGGAAUAGUGACGAGGGUCAGCCAAGUUUCUAUAAGUGUGGCCUUCGACGAUUCAAAUGAUGGACUCAGCUUUGAUACGGGUGCGCUUCACAACCUCUUAAAGUUGGCAAAUGACGUCACCUACAAACGGAUGAAAAAUGCCUUGAAUACAUUAAAUGGAUACAGCAAUGGACCAGCUGCCAAUCUGAUAAAUGUUCUUUUUGGAGACUCAAAACCAUCCAUGCAAUCACAGCCAAAUAAAGUAAAAUUCUUUAACUCAAACCUGGACGAUUCUCAGAGAGAAGCUGUGUCCUUUACGCUGUCUCAGAGAGAACUGGCUGUGAUUCAUGGACCACCAGGCACUGGGAAAACCACCACAGUGGUCGAGAUCAUCUUGCAAGCAGUAAAACAAGGCCAAAAGGUCCUUUGCUGUGCGCCCUCUAACGUCGCCGUGGAUAAUUUAGUGGAGAGGUUAGCCCGGUGCAAGGCAAAGGUCCUCAGACUGGGUCACCCUGCCAGACUUCUGGAGUCCAUACAGAAACAUUCACUAGAUGCCAUCCUUGCACAGAGUGACAACGCAAACAUCAUCGCUGACAUCCGUAAAGACAUCGAUAAAGCAUUUAUUGGAAUAAAGAAAAUGCGUGAAAAAGGAGAGCGGGUGAACUUCAAAAGAGAAAUAGGGGAGCUUAGAAAAGAGCUGAAAUCAAGGGAAGCGACAGCCAUAUCCCAGAUCCUAAAAAGAGCCGAUGUUGUGUUAUCAACCAACACUGGUGCUUCUGGCAGUGGCCCGCUGAAGUUCCUGCCAGCGGAGCAUUUUGAUUGGGUGGUGAUAGACGAGUGCGCUCAGGCACUGGAGAGCAGUUGUUGGAUCGCCCUGCUCAGAGCACGCAAGUGCAUUCUGGCUGGAGACUACAAGCAGUUACCACCUACUAUUAAAUCACAAAAGGCUGCAUCAAAAGGCCUGUCGCUCAGUCUCAUGGAGAGACUUAUCCAGAUGUACGGGGACUCAGUGGUCCGUAUGCUCACUGUUCAGUACCGCAUGAACAGUGCCAUCAUGAACUGGGCCUCCAAAGAGAUGUACCAGGGAAGACUAACAGCCCACAGCUCUGUAGAGCGACACCUGUUAAAAGAUUUACCAGGAGUCGCCUGUGUUGAAGAGACCAGCACGCCACUUCUCCUCAUUGACACUGCAGGCUGCGGCCUGAGUGAGAUGGAGGUCACAGAUGAGCAGUCCAAAGGCAACCAGGGUGAGGUCGACAUUGUUGAACUGCACAUAAAGGCCUUGACUGAAGCUGGAGUGAAAGCUAAAGACAUCGCUGUUAUUGCUCCAUACAAUCUACAAGUCGAUCUUCUGCGUCAGAAACUUUCUGCGAGGCAUCCAGAGCUGGAGAUAAAGUCUGUGGAUGGAUUUCAAGGCAGAGAGAAAGAGGCUGUGGUGUUGUCGCUAGUUCGGUCCAACAGAAAGGGGGUAGUUGGAUUUCUGGCAGAGGACAGAAGGAUUAAUGUGGCUGUUACACGUGCGAGACGUCACAUUGCUGUUGUGUGCGACACUCAGACUGUCCAGACUCAUGCUUUCCUGAAGUCCCUGAUAAAGCAUAUGACUGAGUUUGGCGAGGUCAGAACAGCAUUUGAGUACAUCCAAGACAUCGUGCCACAGAACUACACCCGGGACCACAAAGACACAAAGGCUAAUACGUCUGCCACCAGCUCCACAUCCACCAAACAGAAGGUUAAAGAUCAGCCUCCGAACAGGUCGAAGCAACAACAAAAGAAGUGCCCUGGUAGCAGCAGUAAUGAAAAUGCUGCUGCUACAGAGAAGCACACAAAGUCCUGCAUGACGGCACUGACCGAGGAAGAGCAGAAGAAGAAUAGAUGUGCUGAGAUCAGAGUGCAGGUGGAGAGCUUUCUAAAGGACUUAAGUCAGAAAGAACUACAGUUCCCAUCAUCAUUUAACUCUCAUGACCGCCUGCUGGUCCACCAGAUCGCUGAGGAGCUGGGCCUCGUGCAUGAGAGUAAAGGUGAGGGCAAAGACAGGUGUAUCAUGGUGGCCAGGCCUCUGGUGUCAACACCAGCUGAGAGGCCAACACAAGAAGAAGAAGAAGAAGAAGAAGAAGAAGAAGAAGAAGAAGAUGAUGAUGAUGAUGAUGAUGAUGAUGAUGAUGAUGAUGAUGAUGAUGAUGAUGAUGAUGAUGAUGAUAAUGAAGAACCUCAGGAAAAAGAAACAAUCCCCAACCCCCAGAGCGAGCCGAUGUGUCAACCUACAUUAGACCUGAAAAGUUUACAUUUGGAUCGAAUGAAGAGGGAGCAGCAGAAGAGGGAAGAACAUGCUCAAAAAAAACAGCAACAGAACAACUUCCCACCAGCUCAGGCCCAGUCAUCAAAGAAGCCCAAGUCUGCUAAAGGAAAGAACCGAAUGAAGGCAGGCGCUUGCGGCAUCGCUGCUGCUGCAGCUCCAGAUGAGGACUUUGACACGCUCCUCGACGCUGUCAUAAAGGCUGAACGUGUGUGCAGCUUUGUCAGGUGUAAAGCUUCUGUGCUGAUGCUUGGCCAGCUUUGCCUGUUCUGCAACAGGCAGUAUUGUCUCAGUCAUCAUAUACCGGAGAUCCACGGCUGUGGAGAUAAAGCCAAGUCUCAUGCUCGGAUGAGAAUAAGCAAAGAAGGCGUUCUGUACGCAGGAAGUGGGAAGAAAGACAAAUCCAUGGACCCCAAUAAGAAAGCCUAUCUGCAAAGGAAACUGGACUCUAAAUUGAAAGAUAUGUCAUCACAGAGGAAACCAAAAAACAAAGAGAAUGACAGUUAAUGCUAGCAAAUGAACUCUGUAAAUUCACAUAACUAGAGUCUUUAUUGUGAACAAAAUUAAACCAUAAAAAUGUU